This is a messenger RNA of Cladocopium goreaui, 690 nucleotides long. NCBI's taxonomy places the organism in Eukaryota, Dinophyceae, Suessiales, Symbiodiniaceae. The record is from the annotation of a GenBank genome assembly.
GCUCCAGACACGGAAGGCGCCAACACCAAAUCUGUGGCGAAGGGAGGCUUUGGCCCAAACAGCAUCAUGAAGAAGGCUCGUUGGCUCGUUGUGGUUCUCGGGGACUGGACUGGGACGGAAGAUGAGGAUUUCGAGGUGAAGGCCUCGGAUUUUCAGAGCAGCACCAAGAUCGAAGCGCUGUUGGAUGAGAUCAAUCAGAUGAUUUCUGGGGAUCCAAGUGCCAAGGGCAUUGUUUUUUCUCAGUUUGGAUCUAUGUUGGAGCUGGUGGAGUUCCGCAUGAAGCGUGCGGGGAUUUCCUGUGUGGUCUUCCGCGGUGGGAUGUCGAUGCAGGCACGUGAUGAUGCCUUGGCAGCUUUCAACGAGGAUCCCACUCUGAAGGUGAUCCUCAUCUCUCUGAAAGCUGGUGGAGAGGGCUUGAACCUGCAGGUGGCCAAUCAUGUCUUCCUCUUGGAUCCUUGGUGGAAUCCUGCCUGUGAGAUGCAGGCCAUCCAACGCGCCCACCGCAUUGGCCAAACUCGCCCGGUGAAGGCGGUUCGCUUUAUCACAGCAGACACCAUCGAGGAAAAGAUCAUCAAGCUUCAGGAGAAGAAGCAGCUUGUCUUCGACGCUUCCAUCGAUGGCUCUAGCACAUCUCUUGGAAAACUGACAGAACAGGACUGUGGCUGGUUGCAAAAACAAGAACCCGGAUGA